Messenger RNA from Capsella rubella, 1143 nucleotides. RefSeq lists its product as uncharacterized. Lineage: Eukaryota; Viridiplantae; Streptophyta; Magnoliopsida; Brassicales; Brassicaceae. The record is from RefSeq and is a predicted model, not a curated record. The transcript is spliced from 4 exons. The annotation marks the transcript as partial.
AGGGGUCCUCCUCCAACUCCUAAGAGUACUCCUGCAGAGAGACUAAAAGCUUUGAAUUUCCCAAUCGCCAAGAUCACCAUUGGCCAAUGGGCCUACCGUGCAAUCAACCCUGACGAUAUUGUGGCGAAAAUAUAUUUUGCAAAGAAGAAACUUUUAUGGGAGUUUCUCGACCCUGGAAAACCAGAGACUUGCACGCCCAGGCUCAAGAGCAAGAUCGAGAUCCACUGGGAUGAUGUCUCUUCUUUUCAAGAGAGCAUUAAUAUACGUGAUGACACUGGAAUCCUCAAAAUCGAGUUGAAGAAACGGCCAACAUUCUUCAUAGAGACUGACCCACAGGCAGGAAAACACACGCAAUGGAAACAAAUAGAAGAUUUCACCCUAGGUCAUCAGGCUUCUACUUUCAGGAGACAUACACUUCAUUUUCAUGCCGGCGUUCUGCAAAAGAACUUGGAGAAGCUUUUGGCCGAUAGCUUCUGGUCCAAACUCCAUCAAGUCCGUUUCCCCGUGCAACAAGGUAUUCACUUCGACAUUGACUAUGGAAGCAACUGCGCCACCACAAUCAACUCAUCUCGCUACAUCUUGAGCCAGACACCUCUCCCUAAUGUCAGCAGUGGCCUUGUCCAUCACCAUCCUCAAGGAAUUGGUCGCGUGGGAGUGGGAGAAGGAAACUUUAACGUGGCACCUCAGUUGUGGGCUAACUCAUAUCGUCAAGCCAAUAGUUGGAACAACACUGGGAAUGUGUUGUUUGGGACGCAAGCCAUCCCACCUCUGCCUCAGUUGGUCAACGUUAACGAGAGUUACAGGCAAAGUCAUUUCACCAGUUCAGGUAAUCUGAUGAUCCAAGACGAGAGCGGAGCAAUGCAAAACACAAGGGGGAUACUUGGGAAUCAAGCAUAUGCAUUACCUCAGCAGACACAAACUAACUUGAUGAUGCCUCAACACAUGAACGUGAGCCCAAUGUAUCCUCUGGUUGGACCGUAUCUAGCAAACACAUUGCUUCAAGAAGAGGAGAGACAGCGCAUGGAACACACACGUCUUGGUGGAAACUUUCAGAUCAAAGAUUACCAGGAAACAAGCAGUAACGAUUGGUCAUUUCUUCCUUAUAUGGACAUGAAAGAUGAUUCCAACGAUAAAGAUAGUUAG